GUGGUGUGUGGAAGGUGAGAAGUGUGUUUCGUGAAGGGGCUCGUUCGAAGGAAAACGACAUGAUGAUCAACGGUACCGGUUUACCCUUGUACGUGUGGCGCACGGCCGCGACCGUGUCUGACGAACGUAGAACUAAGUGUAUCAGCAGUGACAAUGCGUUGUGAUCUUAGUUGUCGUUGUACGAAAGAGUCGAGGCCGUCGUCGCCGCCGCCGCCGUCGACGUCUUCGCCGACGUCGCCGUCGUCGUUGCCGUCGCCGUCGUCGUCGUCAUCGGGCGUGCGUUGUCUUAGUUGUCGCUUACCUCGGAAUCAUUGGACACCGGUAUCCCGACACGGUCCGUCGUGGAAUGGCAGCGGCCUUAAAGAAAAAUCACUCACGCAGAAGAUUGGCCGCUCUUACGUUCCUGUCUAACAUCUCUCUCGACGGCAGUCACCGGGACACCAAGUUCGCCGUCCUGUCACGCGCCGGAACGACUCAGCACGCGCGCAGGCUCAGCGAUGGCCAGCAGUCGGAACCGGAACAGGCAAUGCGGGAGAUAUGUCAGGGUGUCGACUUCGAAGCCUCCACCGAGGAAACGCUAGACAGCUGUCAUCCGGAGGAGACGCACGACUACCCGCAGAAUGAGAGCACGUUAGAGCAGAACAAUUCACCGCAGCUGGUGCACAAGAGCUGCGUCGACCAUAACUCCUACAGUUCUGAUUCGGAUGGACUACUCACUCCUGCUAAGGCAGCGAUUACCAUGUUCUUAGAACAGGAGAGAAAUCAUUUGCAGUUUCCUUGUGGCAUGCACAGUUCGUUUAGAGAACGAACGGGAACUACCGGAAGCGACUAUUCCUUACCGGAAAGACGUGUGGGUUCUUUACAAUAUAAGAAGCGCAUAAGUCACCAAACGUCUACGCUUUCGGAAGAUAUUAAGCAUCAAUACAAUAGUAGCAGCGAAAGCAUUGGCUCCAUACAUUCAAAAGCACAGUCAAAACCAAAGACAAAAGCAGUGAACAAUGUGCAACCUAUUUCUACAAAUAGUAGCAUAAUACCAGAGAUUACAAAAGAAUUGCGUUUAAUGCAACGGCCUGUGAACGGCUGUAAAUUUGGGGAUGAUAGAAUGGUUUUAGUAUCAAACCAACAUGUGCCAUUUGUAAUAUUUUCUUCUAUUCCCUACAAUAAAGGACAACGUUCCAGUUGGUCAGAAUUACGUAAAGAUACAUGUAGAAGAAAAAAUGUAUCAUCUCAAAGACCAUUGUCAGCAAUUAAUGAUAGUAUUGAUCCAUUUGGAUUGUUGGGCAUAGAGCACGCUAAGGAUGGCCAAGAAAUAUCUUACGGGCAAUUGCUUGUACCGUCUCGGCAAUUUCAAAGGGAUAAGAAAUUGAAUUUAAACGAAAACGAACCUAUGGAAUUUACGCAUUUCAUACCUAAUAAACAUCAUGUGGUGCAAAGGUGUCUUUCCUAUGAUACAGCUACAAAUCGUGCUCAUUACAUAACUUCCGAGUCUCCACCAUUGUCUUUCAGUGCCGAUUCUAAAGUUUAUGAAUGGGAUGAACAAUCUGCCCAGUAUAAUCCAAAUUUAUUAGACGAUCCAGAACUUAUUGCUGGGAAACAUAGAACGUUACUAACAUUUACAUCAUAUAUGGCAUCUGUUAUUGAUUAUGUAAGACCUUCCGAUUUGAAGAAAGAAUUAAAUGAUAAAUUUAAAGAAAAGUUUCCACACAUUCAACUCACUCUGAGUAAGCUACGCAGCUUAAAACGAGAAAUGAGAAAAAUAGCUAAAUUGGAAUAUGGUAUUGAUUUACUCACUGUCGCAAUGGCCUAUGUAUAUUUCGAGAAACUUAUUCUUCGAAAUAUCGUGACGAAGCAAACACGGAAGUUAUGUGCUGGUGCUUGUUUACUCCUCGCUGCAAAAUUGAAUGAUGUGAAGGGUGAUAUUCUUAAAUCUCUCAUCGAGAGAAUUGAGGGUGUAUUCCGAUUAAAUCGCAAGGAGUUAAUUACGUCUGAGUUUGCUGUAUUGGUAGCUUUAGAAUUUGGUUUGCAUUUGCCAACAUGGGAAAUAUUUCCUCAUUAUCAGCGAUUAAUUUAUGAAUCCUGACAUUCUUUUGUAUCAUUUUUUUCGUGCAAUUUCAAAACCGCUUUAUGAAAAAAUCAUAUCUAUAAUGAAUUUCGGUCUUCGAAAAAAAUCUUCAAAAGAUUACAUUGAUAUAUAUGACAUACUUUUUAUUUCAAUUAUUUCGACUUGUUAUAUAUGGUUUAACCGCACUCAACGUGUUAAUGUAAAGAGCCAUGUAAUAAGGAAUGAUUGAAAAAAUAAUAAGAUAAUUUUUUCAAUUAUUCCUUUUUUUUUCAAUAUAAUUUCUCUUGCAAGUUACCAAUGUAGUAGUUGCUGCAUGCUGUGAAUACUAUUUUAUUAUUUGAAUAAUUUUAAUUAUUUGUUUAAAUAUCAGUUUAAAUAUCAGUAAAUGAAUAAUGCGAAAAUAUUACGUUUAAUAUAUAUUAUCACACAUUAAUACAAUCUUUGUGAAUGAACAAUUUUUGUUUUAUGAGAUAUAGAUAUAGAAGAUAUAAAUAUAGAACACAUUUUGUGAAAUAUCACUUGAAUCGACUCAUAAAAGAUGUUAUUAUCAGCGGUUUUGUGAUAUUUAAUUCUUUCUCGAUAAAAUAAAUAUACAUAUAAUAGUUUUUAAAAAUUAACGUUUUAAUGUUUUAUAUACUUUACAUGUCAGAAUACAGCUUUAUGUUUAAAAAUAAUAAAAUAUAUGUAAAAUAAGCUACUUAAAUAACUCUUCUGUUUAAAGUAAAAAAUGUGUUAGAUAAAAGUGUUUUGGUUGGAAAAAAAGUUAAGCAGUUUUCUUUUUAAAGUCUUUCUAUUACGUUAUAUAUAUAUAUAUACACACACACAUACACACAUCACAAAACAGCUGCUAUUCUCAUUUUAAUUACAUAGGUUUUUUUUUCACAAAAGGAAUUAGUUUUUUCUGAAAAUAUUUUGAUCUUGCUAUGCUUUUAUGAAAUAAACAAUAGAACUUGAUAUUUCUUACAAACAAAACAUAAAGUUUGGCAUAAAUCUGACAGAAUAUAUAAGAGUAACUUAAGAAAGCACUUCCUAAAAGUCUUAACACGAUAGUUAAAGCUUAAUAGUAUUUGUAUGGCAGCAAACGACCAGAUUAAAAAUAUAGGUAUUACGCGCAAUGGUUAUAUAAUUUUUUAAAAUUAAUGUUGAUGCUAGUAAAAAUAUAACAAUGAUCAUAUACAAAUUUCCAUUAUACAGAGGGCAUGGAAAAAAGGUCUUUAUAAGUAUUGAUUCAGUUAUAAAUAUAUGGAUACAUUAAAUUUCUUACUAAUUUUGUAGUCUUUAUAAUUUGCAUUAAUAUCAUAAAAAUAUAUAUUUUAUAUAUUCAUAGCGUCAACAAAAAGUUCUAAUAAAGAUACAAGUUAUAACUCAUCUUAUCAAGUUUAUAACUUAUAUUAAUAAUAUAUUCUUCCAAUUUUUUUAAUAAUAUCCGUAUAGAAAUAAAGUUAUAAGGAUUAGACGUUGUAAUAUAAGACACAUAAGUGAUUGUAACAUAAGUGUUAUUAGAAUAUGACUAUAUUUUGUUUUGAAAUCCUGUCUGUUUUAUAAUAUAGACUUGUAGACAUAAGUUGUUUUUAAUUUUAUAUAUAUAUAUAUAUUUUAUAUACAUAUAUAUAUAUACAUAUAAAAUUGAGUAUAUAUUUUAUUAUAAAGUAACACGUAACUAACAUUUUAUUUUUUCAUUUUAUGUCGAUUUUCUCGUUUUCUUAGUUUUAAUCAUUAUAUAUCCUGAACAUUGUAAAUAACACAUUUUGAAUGUAAUAAAGUAACCUCUUAUAGCUUUAUAAAGAAAGCGAUAUAUAUUAUAUUUUAUAUAUAUAUUUUUUAUUACUUUAUUGUAUUUUAAACUCAGCCAUAUUCCUUCUAAAUAAUGCUAAUAUAUUAUAAAUAUUUUCAAAUUAAAUAAAUGUAUCUUUUAUUUUCAGAAUGCUAUUAAAAACGUAUAAAAUGUAUCUUUUUCUUAAGUAAAGAUUCAGUAGUUUUCGUACAAACUGACUAAAUUAAGCUUGUUUUAUUUAAUAUAUAUAGUUCUAUUUAUAUUUUACAGUACGUGAAAUAUUUUCAUUACAUGUUUCGUUAUUAUUGAGACUUAAAUUACAUUUAUUUCAACUGUUAUAGAAUAUGUAUAUAUACGCUGUGCUCAAUUAUAUUUAUAGAAUUAACAUUUCGCUCAAUUUUUAUACACAUAAAAACAUUAGUUAUGGUCUCUUUUGUUCUUACUAUAAUAUAUUAUCACAUUUUAGUUCCAAGUUUUACUGACAAAAGUUGUGUUUCAAUAUUUACUGAAAAUCUGUAGCAUAUGUAAUGUAUUCUAUAGAUUGCGAACACUAACGGUGAAUAUCGAAGAAUGUAAUCAAAGUAUAAGUGUUUCAUAGGAUACACUUUUGUAUUUUUAAUUUCAUUGUGUGCACUAUAUUCUUAUCAGUUGUCAAAAUUUUUGAAAAUAUUUGUGUAAAUAUAAAAAAUUUUCAAGAUACACAUUUUAUACAUAUACAUAUGCAUACGGUGUAUACAUUCUUUGUACAGUCAAUUUCGUAUAACUGAAGAAAAAAAUACACUCUUUAGCAUCCCAUUCUCGUAACAUUAGCCAAACUUUGUUUGUAGCUUACCAUCAAGUAAGCUUACAGAAAGCAUUCAAGAUAAUUAGGAAGAAAUUAUUGGUUUAUUAAAUAUAGAAGAUAGAGUAUAUAUAUAUAUAUAUGUAAAUUAGUUUAAAUUUCUAUCUGAUAUCUUAGAACAAAAUAUAGACAUUUGAUUCAAAGUUUUAAUUUGUGUGUGCAGAAGAUAUCAUUAAUAUCACGAGCUGAGAAUUAUGUAGUCAUCUAAACCUAUGAUGAAUACAGACUAAGAAUAUAAAUAUAUACAUGUUCGAAGAUGAAAUGAUAGUCUUUAAAGUAAUUAGUUUUUAUGUAAGCUUCUAUAAUAUCACUUUUAAUCUAUUUGGUGUCAUACAAUUGUAACGUAAUAUAUCAGUAGUUUAAUAAAUCUUUAGUAUACUUGUAUAAAAUAUCUCCUACGUCCUAGAAGUUGUAGUUUUUACACAUGAAAAUUUCAUAUUUUCAUAAGCAGAUUUCAUAUAUGAUAUUUAUCUUUAAUAGGUUUGUAAUAAUUCUCUUGUUUUAUAUAUACUUUCUAUUUUUAGGAGCAAACUUGAGGCAUGAGAGACUCAUUCUUGUAUUUGUUAUUGAAUUAAAUUACCCAUACAUAUAUAUGUGUAUAUAAAAUAUCCUAUUGUGCAUUUUCUCUAAAUACUAAAUUUAUAAUAUAAAUCAUAUCAAGUUUUACUUUAUUUCUGAUGAUUCUAUAUAAAAUUUUUUUUAAAGCAUUUUUAGUAAAAAUUGUUACUUUUCUUGUAUCUAUAAAAAUAUUGAAAAAUGUUGAUAAUUUUGAGAAAAUGUACGAUUUCUACAAAUAAGAACAUGUAUACAUGAUUCAUAUACAAUACUUGUGAGACAAACAUCAUUUCAAUGCAAAAGACACCAUUUUUAUGUCGGUUUAUUUCAAUAAGUUAAAUUUGGAUUGUAUUUACAAACUUAGAAUAAUAUACCUUAAAAAUAAUAAA
This is a messenger RNA of Monomorium pharaonis (pharaoh ant), 5621 nucleotides long. Its product is annotated as CDK5 and ABL1 enzyme substrate 2. The record is from RefSeq and is a predicted model, not a curated record. The transcript is spliced from 9 exons. The coding region runs from base 347 to 2080 and encodes 577 amino acids. NCBI's taxonomy places the organism in Eukaryota, Metazoa, Arthropoda, Insecta, Hymenoptera, Formicidae. Gene Ontology annotation, biological process: regulation of cell cycle.